Messenger RNA from Geodia barretti, 1254 nucleotides. The record is from the annotation of a GenBank genome assembly. NCBI's taxonomy places the organism in Eukaryota, Metazoa, Porifera, Demospongiae, Tetractinellida, Geodiidae.
AUGACGAUGGUUAGCAGUGGCGGAUCCGCCUCGGUGGAAACGCGGCAGUACGACGUUGCCAUCGUGGGCGGCGGCAUUAUCGGGUUGUCCACCGCGAUGCAGCUGCUGGAACGCUCGCCCGAUCUGAGCGUGGCGGUGAUCGAGAAAGAGGAGCAGUUGGCCCAGCACCAGACGGGUCACAACAGCGGCGUCAUCCACUCCGGCAUCUAUUAUCGCCCGGGCUCCUGGAAGUCGCGGUUCUGCGUGGGCGGCAAGGAUCGCCUCAUCGCCUUCUGCGACGAAAACGAGAUCGACUACGAUCCGUGCGGCAAGGUGAUCGUCGCGAGCCACGAGAGCGAAUUGGGGCGCCUGGACGACCUGUACGAUCGCGGCGUCGCCAAUGGCGUGCCCGACCUCGAGGUGGUGGGACCGGAGCGGUUGAAGGAGAUCGAGCCGCACACCUUUGGCAUCAAGGCGCUCUGGGCGCCGCACACCGGUAUCGUCGAUUACGUGCGGGUGGCAAACGCCUACGCGGGCAAGUUCCAGUCCGCUGGGGGCGAUAUAUUCACCGGAGCGGCGGUGAUACGGUCCAGGCAGACCGGCGUCGGCACCGCCCUGGAGACGGAACGCGGCGCCGUGCAAGCACGCCACGUGAUUAACUGCGGCGGCCUGUACGCGGACAAGCUGGCGAGGAUGAUGGGCGAGGAGACCGACGUGCGCAUCAUCCCGUUCCGCGGCGAGUACUACAAGCUGACCGCAUCCAGCGAAGGCUUGGUGAAGGGGCUGAUCUAUCCGGUGCCCGACCCACGGUUCCCGUUCCUGGGCGUGCAUUACACGCGGAAUAUCCACGGCUACGUGGAGGCAGGCCCCAACGCUGUGCUGGCGUGGGCGAGGGAGGGAUACCGCAAGAGCAACAUCAGCCUGGGAGAAACGGCGGGCGCGCUCACUUACCCGGGUUUUUGGAAGAUGACCGCACGACACUGGAAGACGGGCAUGCGGGAAAUGCACCGGUCCUACAGCAAGUCCGUGUUCGUCAACGACUUGAAGAAGCUCAUUCCCGAAAUACGCCCCGAGCACCUGGAACCGGGCGGCAGCGGCGUGCGCGCACAGGCGGUGUCCUCAUCCGGCGCAAUCCUGGACGACUUCCAUAUCCUGCGGGGACAGCGCGCGCUGCACGUGUUGAAUGCUCCGUCCCCGGGAGCGACAUCCUCGCUGGCCAUCGGCGAAUACCUGACGGACAUGGCGGUUGAGGACUUCAGGCUGGUCGUUCGCUGA